AUGAAGAAGAAAAUCACUGGACAAAUUCGUAUUUGUGUUGACUUCCGAGACUUAAACGAGGCUUGCCAGAACGAUGACUUUCCAUUGCCCAUAAUUGAGCUCAUGGUUGAUGCAACCACAGGUGAUGAAGCCUUAUCUUUCAUGGAUGGUUCAUCUGGAUACAAUCAAAUAAGAAUGUCACCAGAGGACGAAGAACUCACAGCCUUCCACACUCCGAAAGGAAUUUACUGUUACAAAGUGAUGCCAUUUGGCCCCAAGAAUGCAGGUGCGACCUAUCAACGUGCAAUGCAAAAGAUCUUUGGUGACAUGCUUCAUAAGAAUGUCGAGUGCUACGUUGAUGACCUGGAUGCUCCUUUUGUUUGGGAUGAAGCUUGUCACAAUGCAUUUGAAAGCAUAAAGAAGUACCUAUCGAGUUCACCACUGUUAGGAGCUCCUAUUCCAGGCAAACCACUCAUAUUGUACAUUACGGCUCAAGAGAGGUCAAUUGGAGCCCUGUUGGCGCAAGAGAAUGAGUCACAUAAGGAGCAGGCACUCUAUUAUCUAAGCCGAACUCUUACUGGUCUCGAAUUGAACUACACGCCUAUAGAAAAGACGUGUCUUGCACUUGUCUUUGCUAUUCAAAAGUUAAGGCACUACAUGCAAGCAUUCACAGUUCAUCUAGUUGCACGAGCUGACCCGGUGAGGUACGUUAUGUCAAAACCAGUCUUGACGGGGCGUUUGGCCAAGUGGGCAUUACUUCUCAAUCAAUAUGAAAUCAUCUACACUCCAACAAAGGCAGUAAAGGGGCAAGCUGUUGUAGAUUUCCUAGCCGAUCAUCUAAUUCCAGCAGACUGGGAAAUUUCAGAUGACUUACCCGACGAACAAGUCUUCUUCGCUGAUAUUUCUCUUGCUUGGAUGAUGUUUUUUGACGGAUUGGCUCGUAAAGAUGGGGUGGGGGCUGGCGUAGUCUUCCUGUCACCCGAGAGACACGUAUUGCCCUACUCAUUCUCUUUAAGUGAACUUUGCUCGAACAAUGUUGCAGAAUACCAGGCUUUGAUCAUGGGCUUACAAAUGGUCGUAGAGAUGAAGAUAUCGAGCUUAGAAGUAUAUGGUGACUCCAUGUUAGUGAUCAACCAAUUGUUGACCCACUACGAAGUUAGGAAGGAUGAUCUAAUUCCAUAUCACCAAAUGGCCACGCAAUUACUGGAAAGGUUUGACUUCGUGACGCUGGAGCAUGUGCCAACGUUAUCUCGGUAUUGUCCAUUGACAUUGACGAUUGGAGGCAACCUUUAA
Messenger RNA from Prunus mume (Japanese apricot), 1272 nucleotides. NCBI's taxonomy places the organism in Eukaryota, Viridiplantae, Streptophyta, Magnoliopsida, Rosales, Rosaceae. The record is from RefSeq and is a predicted model, not a curated record.